AUGGAGGCGCUCUUAUCCUCGACUGAUCGUCACCAACAGAGAUUGAAAAACCUCAAACUCGCAAAUCUGUCAAAUAACACUAUUUUAAAUACACCACCGAUAUCUCCCGUAGAGGAUGCUCGAGUGACAAAUUUAUUAUAUACUCAUAACACUGCCACUUCACUCGGACCAAAUGACGGCAUUACCGAACAUACUCCAUUCACACCGCCAACUUAUCUUACAUAUCCGACGACACGCAAGUACCGUUUCAUAUUGGCAGAAGCACCGCCUAUAAACAUCAAAAAUCACAAGAUUUUACCGAAAAAUCACUAUCGAAAGAACCCGUAUCCAAAAAGAUCCCCAGAUAAAGCAUCAAGUGGAAUCCACAUGAAUUCAGAUGUAUUUAGUAUUUUUCAAAAAGAUCCGAAGAGACUUUUAGAGGAAAACCUCACCGAAUUACAAAGAAUCAAACAAAGAUCCCCGAGCUACUCUAUCCUUCCGAUCAACAAACCAGAUUUAACCGACAAAAAAACGAGACGAGGCGCCGGUAGUUCGUUAGCGAGAGCGAUGGUAGAUCGUGGCGCAGAUCAAACUCCAAUUCAACAGCAGCGUCCAAGAGACAUGAACGUUUCUAAAGUUCCGCUUCCUUCACAUCAUUCAACGGAUAUUAACAAUAUUUACCACGAAUUAAAUCGAAUGCACUUGGACAAUCUACCAUUGAACAUUCAACAAACUAUCACGUGGAAAGGAAAUCCCUUGAAAAUCGAGCAACUUCCUCAUUACACAUUGUUACAUCAAACAGAGGCAAAGGUUGCUUCAACGUUACGAUUAACCCCGGUUCAGUAUCUAACUGUAAAACACGUGUUUAUCUCUACGGCUCGCCGUUAUUAUUCGCGUGGAUUACCAUUCUUAAAGAGCGAUGCUCAGAAAAUAAUGAAGAUGGACGUUAACAAGUCGUGCAAGAUGUGGGAUUUUUUCAACAACGUUGGAUGGAUCUAG
Messenger RNA from Ambispora leptoticha, 978 nucleotides. The record is from the annotation of a GenBank genome assembly. Lineage: Eukaryota; Fungi; Glomeromycota; Glomeromycetes; Archaeosporales; Ambisporaceae.